AUGGAUGACUUCUCAAAUGUGUCUUCUGUUUUGACACUAGAAGGCUUCGAUCUCCCCCCUGAAAGUGCCUUUGCCGCAUUUAUUUUUGCCACAUUGAGCUAUAUAAUCAUUCUCUUCUGUAACCUGGUCCUGAUUCUCACCAUCGUCCUCAAUAGGAGUCUCCACCAGCCCAUGUACCUUCUGCUGCUAAACCUACCCAUCAACGACCUUAUAGGCUCCACGGCCCUCUUUACACAGGUCAUCAAAGAGCUUUUACUUGACACAAGGACCAUUCAAUACUCUGCUUGUGUCACACAAGCUUUCUUUAUUCAUGUCUACGGGACGGGAGCUGUGUUCAUUCUCACCGCUAUGGCCUAUGACAGAUAUGUUGCCAUAUGUUGCCCUUUGAGGUACAACACAAUUAUGACCAACGCUCACAUCAUGAAAAUCAUCACACUGAUAUGGGUGUGUGACUUGAUUUUGAUGGGGGUGCUGUUUUUCCUGCUGCUACGGUUACCACGCUGUAGAUCUCUGAUGGCACAUUCCUACUGUGACAACCCCUCCCUGUUGAAACUGGUCUGUGCUAACACAGCCAUCAAUAACAUCUAUGGACUCUUCAUUACUGCCCUCAUGCAGGUCAUAGUUGUUUGGACCAUUCUCUACACUUACCUUCGGAUACUUGUCACGUGUUUCAGAAACAAAGGAUCAGCCGACACUAAAAGCAAAGCUCUGCAGACUUGUGCUACACAUUUAAUUGUUUUUCUCCUCUUAGAGUGUUUAGGGCUUCUCACUGUUAUUUCAUACAGACUGAGCCAAUUUCCCCCGCAAUUACGGAGACUCAUAGGAGUUUCCACAUUAAUUUUCCCCCCAACUUUAAAUCCAAUCAUAUAUGGUCUUAAAACAAAGGAUAUCAGAGUAAAAGCAAUGCAUUUCUUGCGGACAAAGAUCUUUCCAUCCUAGGCAAUGUUUUCAAUAGUAGACAUGGAUUUGAAGAGAACCACUACAUAAUUUAUCCAACACUAUACAAAUUGUUGACAUUUGUCACGAUUUAGUCAGUGCAGUUGUAUUUUGGCUAUUUUGCUGUAUUUUACAGUCUGGCAGCUUGAUGUACCAAUUGUUGUUAUCUUUAUCUUUAUUACUGUAAAUGUAUCACUUGUAUCAAGAAAUCACUCACUUGAUUUUAAAUUAUAUAAGAGCCAUUGAUGGGUUCCAUUAAUUUUCGGCCCUAGGACGCUAAUGUUAAUCGGAGACUGAUUUAGUUGGAACAAACGAAAUAACCCCACAAAUACACUUAAAAAUGGUCUGGGUCAACCAACAACAGUCAAUGUAAGUAGAACAUCAUAUUUUGAAUGAACUAGUAAGGAUGUUUUAGGCCUGUGUGUUUUGUGGAUUGUCAAGGUUUCACAAGACAAUGUCAAUCAUGCCGUCAAUGGGAAGAUCUUAAUUGCCUACUCCUCGCGUC
This is a messenger RNA of Coregonus clupeaformis (lake whitefish), 1441 nucleotides long. RefSeq names its product olfactory receptor 52B2-like. Lineage: Eukaryota; Metazoa; Chordata; Actinopteri; Salmoniformes; Salmonidae. Gene Ontology annotation, biological process: G protein-coupled receptor signaling pathway. The transcript has a single exon. Gene Ontology annotation, cellular component: membrane. Gene Ontology annotation, molecular function: G protein-coupled receptor activity; olfactory receptor activity. The record is from RefSeq and is a predicted model, not a curated record. The coding region runs from base 1 to 939 and encodes 312 amino acids.